This is a messenger RNA of Oncorhynchus gorbuscha (pink salmon), 2813 nucleotides long. RefSeq lists its product as uncharacterized. Lineage: Eukaryota; Metazoa; Chordata; Actinopteri; Salmoniformes; Salmonidae. The record is from RefSeq and is a predicted model, not a curated record. The coding region runs from base 392 to 2683 and encodes 763 amino acids. Gene Ontology annotation, cellular component: centrosome. The transcript has 9 exons.
ACUCCAUGACACUUCACUGAGCUGUGACACUGAUAUUAUCACUGGGGAGACUCCAUGACACUUCACUGAGCUGUGACACUGAUAUUAUCACUGGGGAGACUCCAUGACACUUCACUGAGCUGUGACACUGAUAUUAUCACUGGGGAGACUCCAUGACACUUCACUGAGCUGUGACAGUGUGAUAUUAUCACUGGGGAGACUCCAUGACACUUCACUGAGCUGUGACGCUGUGAUAUUAGUAGUAUCUUAAUGUAUGGUACAGGUCCUGCUGAGAGCACAGACACAGAGAUGAAGCCUGUGUGCUGCUCAGCCUAGACAGUGGAUAGGGUGUCACUAACCCAGAUCCUGUUGCGGACGCUAGCCUACUGCUGUUGACAACGCCAUCGUCACUAUGACCAGCCUAGGGAUCCAGCAACGUCCCACUGACCACAGACAGAUAGGGAGGACUCCUUUACUCCUGUCUCACAAACAGAGGUCCUCCUCCUCCCUGCCCCUCCUGAAACGCCUGCACCAGGCUGGGGGGCCGUAUGCUGUCGCUGAGCCCCAGACAGACCCGCCGUCGCUGGGUGACUACUUCUCCCUCCUCCAGCGACUGAAAGAGGAGACUUACAUGUACAAACAGAACAAGGAUCUGAAACAGGUACAGAGCAGGACACCAUGGAAACAGCCUCACUCUCCACCUCUGGCCAGUCCUCUUCCCAGAGGCCCUAGCAGCAGAGUCCCACCACUUCCUGGAGUUCCCAGUAGCAGCAGCAGGGUUUUACCGUCGGGUCGUACCCAGAGUAGACUGAGCCAGCACUCCAGCCACAAGAUGGCGUCCUCCUCCCAGAAGAGUAAACACACCCCUGCCAUCAUCAAGGGCCAUCGCCACUUAAGCUACGGAGGAUCCGUUCCACCGGAGAACAUCACCAUUCAACAGUUUUAUGACCUUACACCUACCAAGAAAAGUAACGUCCGCCUCAACGACCAGCUUAUACCAAAACCAACAGACAUCAACAUCGGAGAGAUAAUGAUAAAGGUUCCAAUUCCAAAAGAACAUCCGUAUCAGGCCCACAUCUCCCGCUUCGCCCUGUUCCCAACGUUCCGCUCACCAGACGACCCCGACACAGGCGUGAGAGCUGCGUCCCUACGACCCCUGAACCCCCUCGUCCCGUCCUCUGCUCCAGAGGUCACCGUGCUGAGAAAGACAAAAGGAGGUCCUUAUCGUCAUGAGGUACUGGAGGCACCCAUGACAACCAGGAAGAAAACCAUCUCAUGGCCAGGACAGCAUGGCUUCCUGGAUCACCCCAAGCCAGUUAAUGGCGAGGCCCAGACCCAGGUAUUCUACCCUAAGUCCCAGAAGACAGUGUUUCCCAACCCCACAUUGCGUGACUGGGACGUCACGCUGUCUGAACGAACAGCCAACAUGCUCCGCAACGUGGAGAAGUCCCACUGGGUCACCUCAUACCAGCUUCACUACACAGGCUCUGGGCCUACUAAUCCCUGGAGGUUGGAUGACUACCAUGAGAACACCGUUGACAUGAUCACUGGGAAGAUAACUCCCUACACAACACAGCUGAGGGAGCGAUCCCACCCCGUCCUGCUGCCCCCUAAACCACGAGACGGGCGCAAGGCCAGAAUACGCCAGGGCCGUCAUAAGGUGGAGAGCACCUACCGCCCUCCUGUCACUGCCCCAGCAGCAGAGUCCCACAGCACAGACCAGACUUCCUCACAUAAUCACCCUGCUGGGCCUCUGGGAACUAUGUCUGGUCACCAAAGUCAUCAGGAGAUAAAGGGGAACCCUUCUAUUCAGGACGGCCAUCCCAACAACAGCCACGGCCACUCAGAGCUCAGUCUAGCCAGGCCUGGGGCUGGAGCUGUGUCUGUGCCGGAGCCUGCUCAGAUGUCUGGCUAUGUGUUCCCUGGUCACCACCUUCAAGAUCAAGGCUCCAGGUGUGAGAGGUGUGGGGAGGAGAGGUGUGAGUGCCAGGUCAAGGAGGUCAGAGAAGGGCUCUAUCACCCAGGGCCAGGGGCAUCAGACCUCCAGCAGAGCAGCCAGGCUCCUAGAGCCUCCCUGGAGAAGGUCACAGACACAGAGAGCUCUCUGGCCUUGUACAGCUGCCAGCUGCCCCAUUCUCCCCUGAAUGAGACCACAGAGGUCACCAAAGAGAAUAACACCCAGAGAGAGGUAUGGUACGAGGACGUUCCUAGCAGCAAGAAGCAGAGCUACACAGCAUCAGGGGGUAGGGUGUUCAGCCUGAGCCAGCCAGCUCCAGCAUUGGCUACUAACAACACAGGGGCGGCAUAUGAAUCUGAGACAGAGCUGUCUGCUGCUGAUCUGGUCUCUCCCAACAUCCGUAACUGGUGUUCAGGUGGGAAUGUAGUUCUGGGUUCUGAGAUGACUGUCAAUCAGACCCUUGAAGAACAGGAUUGGGAGUGGCAGAACAGAGAGAUCCCCGUCCCACGCAGUAUCUCCAACCCCUGUAUCCAACCCCGUCCACAUGCCCUGCCUUCCACCCACCCAGGGGAGAGGGGCCGGUGCCAGCUGGCCCUGUUGGAGCUCCAGGACUCCUUCAGUAAGUCAGAGGUCCACCGUCUCUUCCACAGCUCCCUCCAGGGGGGCGCGGUCCACCUGCAAGACAAUGUACACACCGGGAGAAAGCACCGCUUCUACGGCUUCAACUCCUUCUAUUUCCACAACUGAGCACUGUAUUGUAGACCUACCACUAUGCCCACAGUCUGUAGGGAGUGGAAGACAUCAGAGGGCUUAGUGAGUUGAAUGGGUCUACGGUCUACAACGUUCUCUCUUCAUGAUGGGAAAUCCAACCAUAUAC